GAGAACAAAUCGUUGAAGAAGAAGUAAUUGCUCAAGGCGCGACGAGGAAGAAGAAGAAGAAGAAGACGACGAAGAAAGUGGCAAUCUUUCGUAAUUAUAGUGGAAAUCGGAGUCCAAUUAGUCAAAAGGGGUUUAAGGGUUUUGUUCUGACUUCUGAGAGAGAGAGAGAAGAGAAGCAAUGAGUGACGCGUUUUGUUCGGACUGUAAGAGGCAUACGGAGGUUGUGUUUGACCAUUCAGCCGGAGAUACAGUUUGUUCUGAGUGUGGUCUCGUGCUCGAAUCUCACUCAAUCGAUGAAACUUCGGAGUGGCGUACCUUUGCUAAUGAGUCCGGUGAUAAUGAUCCUGUUCGCGUCGGCGGUCCGACGAAUCCUCUUUUAGCUGAUGGUGGUCUCACUACUGUCAUUUCCAAACCUAAUGGUUCCUCCGGCGAUUUCCUCUCUUCUUCUCUUGGUCGAUGGCAGAAUCGUGGAUCUAACCCUGACCGUGGGCUUAUUGUUGCCUUUAAGACUAUCGCCACUAUGGCUGAUAGGUUGGGCCUUGUGGCGACCAUUAAGGAUAGAGCCAAUGAGAUUUAUAAAAGGGUAGAAGAUCAGAAGUCAAGCAGAGGAAGAAAUCAGGAUGCUCUUUUGGCUGCCUGUUUAUACAUUGCUUGCCGGCAAGAAGACAAGCCACGAACUGUCAAGGAAAUAUGCUCUGUUGCCAAUGGAGCUACUAAGAAGGAGAUCGGUCGUGCAAAAGAAUACAUUGUCAAACAGUUGGGCCUCGAAACAGGUCAAUCGGUUGAAAUGGGUACUAUACAUGCCGGAGAUUUUAUGAGACGUUUUUGCUCCAAUCUCGGUAUGACCAACCAAACCGUGAAAGCUGCUCAAGAAUCUGUGCAGAAGUCAGAGGAAUUUGAUAUAAGGAGGAGUCCCAUAUCGAUUGCAGCCGCAGUUAUAUACAUCAUAACACAGCUCUCAGACGAGAAGAAGCCUCUCCGAGAUAUAUCAGUGGCAACUGGAGUCGCGGAAGGAACUAUAAGAAACUCUUACAAAGAUCUUUACCCUCACCUUUCCAAAAUCAUACCAGCUUGGUAUGCUAAAGAAGAAGAUCUCAAGAACCUUCAAAGCCCUUGAGAGUCUUCGUCUCCCUUAGUCAGCUGCCACGUCUUGGAGUUACAGUAGAUUUGUAUCAAAAUGUUUUCAUAAGAUACCAUAAAUUGUUGAGUUAAUGAGUUGAUCUCACCAUUUCCAACACCAUGCCACUGACAUAUGAAACGCUGCUAAUCAAACCACCGGUGCAAGGAUUAAUGUUUGUUUACUUCUUAACAAAGGACACAGACGGGGGAAAAAAAAGAAUACAGACGAACGCAAAGGUUAAACAGUUAACUCUGUAUUUACAAUGUAUGUGAGUAUAAGACCAUUUUAAACAGUUAUACUAAUAACCAAAGAUCUCCCUUCUAUAUA
Messenger RNA from Capsella rubella, 1447 nucleotides. RefSeq names its product transcription initiation factor IIB-2. The record is from RefSeq and is a predicted model, not a curated record. The transcript is spliced from 7 exons. Gene Ontology annotation, cellular component: nucleus; transcription preinitiation complex. Gene Ontology annotation, molecular function: TBP-class protein binding. Gene Ontology annotation, biological process: DNA-templated transcription initiation; transcription preinitiation complex assembly. Bases 179 to 1117 code for a protein of 312 amino acids. NCBI's taxonomy places the organism in Eukaryota, Viridiplantae, Streptophyta, Magnoliopsida, Brassicales, Brassicaceae.